UUAACUAAAAGAGGAAGAAGCGGCCAACGCAAAUGUGAAGAGGGAAAUUUAAAAGUGGUCGACGUCAAUAAACAAAACACGCCCUGAAAACGAGGAGAAAACGACAACAAAAUGACGGAAAGGUCACAACUCGUAUGCUGAAUUUCAAACAUCUUAUCGGAUUGAUUGGACAAAUGUGACCUUUGACCCUGGAGGCUGUGCACCCAUUGAACAGCAUGAAGAAAGUCAGACACUCGCAGGAAGUGGUAACCGGCAGCAAAAUGGUGGACAAGUGUUGUGUUCUGUGCAGAACCUCAGAGGACAAUCCAGCCUUUUUUGGGGAGAAAAUCACAGUGCAGGAGCACAACAUCUCUGUGCACUACUUCUGUCUGCUGACGUCCUGUGGUGUCUACCAGCGAGGCGAGGACAACGAGGGCGUGUUUGGUUUCCUGGUGAACGACAUCAAGCGGGAGAUUCGACGCUCAGCCCGACUUACAUGUUGUGCGUGUAAGAAGAAAGGCGCAUGCGUGGGCUGUUAUGUGAAAAGUUGCAGAAAGAUGGUCCACUUCCCGUGUGGACGCAAGAGUAACUUCAUAUCCCAGUUUACUGAGAACUUCCCGUCUUACUGCUCUGACCACAGCCCCUCCCAGUCUGUGUGCGUGACCUCUGACCUCAGUCUCCCACAGUCAUGCUCCGUGUGUUUGGACCGCCUGGAGCCGGUCCUGUCUUACGACGUUCUCAAGUGUCCGUCCUGCCACAGCAGCUGGUUCCACCGAGACUGCGUGCAGCGCCACGCGCACAGCGCCGGCCUGUUCUUCUUCAGAUGCACGCUGUGUAACAACAAGGACGAAUACCAGGAAGAGAUGCUGCGGAUGGGAAUAUACAUCCCGGAGAGAGAUGCAUCCUGGGAGUUGGAGGCCAACGCCUACACGGAGCUGCUGGAGGUCUACAUGAACUGUGACGCCGACUUCUGCCUCGGCAACAACGGACGUGCACACUCUGCUAAGGCUGGGUGGUUUGAGGUAAUCCGGUGUCGGCUGUGUGGAUCCAGAGGGACUCACAGGAAGUGUUCUGGACUUAAGCUGGACACCAGAGAUUGGGCUUGUCCCGAAUGCUCCAAAGCCACCGACGGCAAAGCCUCCCUGGUUGCAUCUCCUCAGCGCGUUCCAAGGAGACGCCUGCUGUCCAAACGUCGCCAGCCCUCAGCUCCGUCACCCAUCAGCAGCAAAAGGCCAUCCUUACCAGCGGCGUCGGGAUCUCCCGAAGAGCUCCUGCGGGCUUUAGCCCCACCGCGCUGCCACCCUCGGGCUGGGCUCCAGGUGGUGGUGAGCGGGGACCAAGCGCUAUCUGCUGCUCUGGAGCUGGUCAGGAGGCCGGACUUUGACCCCACACUCCACCUGUCCGUCAGGUUCAAAGACGAGCAGCAGAAGUUUCCCAACAGCCCUUGGAGCAGCGACAUGGCCAGGCAGUACUUCUACAAGCUUCUGGUGCAGCAGAUUCAGGACUCGGCGCUGUUUGAGGGUCCGGAUGGAUGUAAAAACCUGGCGCUUGACUCUCAGGCUCUUCGGGAUGACUUGUACUUUGACGCCGGCUGCCUGCUGGCUCUCGCUGUGGUGUGCGGCAGGUCGCAAGUGAGCUUUUUCUCCCGCGCUCUCUAUCAAUGCUUGUUCAACUUCCCACCCAAUCGCUCACUCGGCGUUGCUCACAUGACCCGGGACGCGCACCUGAGCCACCAAGUCCGCAGGAUUGCCAACGCAGACUCGAUGGACGAGCUCAGGGACGCCAUGGCGGCCAGCAGGGAUUUCCUUGACCUGGCGGGCUGCAGGCAACCAAUCAGAAGCCUGCAGGAAAAAGAUGCCCUGGUGGAGGAUCUUGUGAGCUUCGCGUUGAUCACCAGGAUGCAGCUCCCCCUGCAGAGGUUUCGGGAAGGCCUGCAGACUCUUGGCGUCUUUGAGCAGGUGCAGCUUUUCCCAUCUGUCUUGUGCAGCGUCUUCUGCGAGGCUGAGAUCCAGCUGUCGGCGCAGAUGCUCUCUGAGCUCUUCGUCGCCAGUUUCUCACCGCAGGAAGAGCGCGUGAACAGCGAGACGGCUGUGGUCAGCUUCUGGAGACACUUCCUGUUUGAGUGCGAAGUCGGGCGGAGCUCCGUGUCCCUGCAGGAUCUCCUACACUUCAGCACAAGAACCGAGAGGCUCCCGGCUGCCGGUUUGGUCCCCCCUCCCUCCAUCUCCUUCAUCCACCCUCCGAGAUCCACCCACUGCGAUAAGAAGGGACGUGCGGAGGAGGGCGUCUUCCCGCAGAGCAAGCCUGACAAGAACCUCCUCCUGCUGCCUGUCACCUCCUCUUAUGGGGUGUUCAAAAGCUCCAUGGAGCAGGCCAUCAGCCACCACAUGCACCUCCUGCCCAACGCAAUGUAGAGUCCGAGUCAGGAGUCUGGUAAAUGAAAGACAAUAAGCAAAACACAAACAUGAAAGCAACAUUAUUACUUUUAUUUUGAAAUGUUUCUUUGUUCUUAUCAAUGUAUGCGUCUCUUUGUUUUUUUAAUAUGCAAACGUGACUUUGUGGCUUAAUGUUGUCUUAAUGUCAUGUGAUCAUCAUUUACUUUCAUUCAAUGAACACUGUCUUUAGACAUUUAUUCAACAAAUAUAUACAAUAUUUUAGACUAUAAACAUAAACGAAAACUGAAAAAUAUCGGUCUCAAGAAGCUAGUAGCGAUCCUAAGAUAUUUGAAUCAGUAGCUAGCAUAAAGUUUAGGACAAUUCCAAGGGCCAUUAACUGACGGG
Messenger RNA from Doryrhamphus excisus (bluestripe pipefish), 2759 nucleotides. Lineage: Eukaryota; Metazoa; Chordata; Actinopteri; Syngnathiformes; Syngnathidae. The record is from RefSeq and is a predicted model, not a curated record.